UGAGUUUCUGUUUUCUCUAAAGAAAAAACUAAACUGAGUUCAUCAGGACCUUCUCAGCAACACAGCGGAGUCCCUGCGAAACACUGUGUGUAGAUCAUGGCCGCUGCCAGCUGUCUGCUGACUGAAGAUCAGUUUCUGUGCUCCAUCUGUCUCGAUGUUUUCACUGAUCCAGUCACUACACCAUGUGGACACAACUUCUGUAAAAACUGCAUCACUGAACACUGGGACAUUAAUGUCCCUUGCCUCUGUCCUGUGUGUAAAGAGGUUUUUUACACAAGACCAGAGCUGCGGGUCAAUACUUUGAUCUCUGAGAUGGCUGCUCACAGCUCAGAGCUACAGCGUGCCACAUCAGAAGAUAUUUGCUGUGACAUCUGCACUGGAACCAAACUGAAAGCCCUGAAGUCCUGUCUGGUGUGUCUGUCCUCCUACUGUGAGACUCACCUGGAGCCUCACCUGACAGUCACAGGUCUCAAAAAACAUCAGCUGAUCAGUCCUGUGGAAAAUCUGCAAGGUAGGAUGUGUAUGAAGCACGAUAAACCUCUGGAGCUAUUCUGUAAGACCGACCAGACAUGUGUCUGCAUGCUCUGCAUGGUUUUAGACCACAGGACACAUGAUGUUGUUCCUCUGAAAAAAGAAUAUGAAGAAAAAAAUGCUGAGCUGGAGAAGACAGAGUCUGAAAUUCAGCAGAUGAUCCAGAAGAGACGACUGAAGAUUCAGGAGUUCAAACACUCAGUGAACCAAAGCCUGGCUGAGUUCACUGAGAUGAUCAAAGACAAGCAGAGACCAACAAAGAAACAGGCUGAAGGCUUGAUCAUAGAGCUUGAACAGGAAAUCUUGGACCUGAUGAAGAGAAGCAAUGAGCUGGAGCAGCUCUCAUGUUCUGAAGACCACCUCCAAUUCCUCCAAAGCUUCCUGUCCUUAAAGGAUGCUCCACCCACCAAAGACUGGACAGACAUCAGUGUCCGUCCACCAUCAUAUGAGGGGACUGUGGUAACAGCUGUAGUUGAGCUGGAGAAGAAACUCAGGAAAGACAUAAAGAAUGUCUUUAAGGUGGAGCUGAAGAGGGUCCAGCAGUAUGCAGUGGAUGUGACCCUUGAUCCUGAGACAGCAAAUCCGUGGCUCAUCCUGUCUGGUGAUGGAAAACAAGUGACAUUUGGUGAUGUAAAUAAGAAUCUUCAAGACAGUUCAAGCAGGUUUUCUUAUUAUGCAAGUGUCUUAGGGAAGCAGAGUUUUACUACAGGAAGAUUUUACUAUGAGGUUCAGGUUAAAGGGAAGAGUAAGUGGGUUUUAGGAGUGGCCAGGGAGUCAGUCAACAGGAAGGGGCAAAUCACACUGAAUCCUCUGAACGGUUACUGGACCGUAUCUCUGAGGAACGGAAAUGAGUACAAAGCUCUUGCUGAUCCAUGUGUCCAUCUCUCUCUGAAGUCAAAGCCUGAGAAGGUGGGGGGGUUUGUGGAUUAUGAGGAGGGUCUGCUCUCCUUCUAUGAUGUUGAUGCUGCAGCUCUCAUCUACUCCUUUACUGGCUGCUCCUUCACUGAGAAACUCUACCCAUUCUUCAAUCCCUGUAAUAAUGAUGGUGGGAAAAACUCUGACCCUCUGGUCAUUUGUCCAGUCCGUAACAUCAAGGUUAACUUAGUACGAAUAUAUUCAAGAAUACGAAAAAAUCCAUAA
Molecule: messenger RNA, 1671 nt
Organism: Seriola dumerili (greater amberjack)
Lineage: Eukaryota; Metazoa; Chordata; Actinopteri; Carangiformes; Carangidae
Product: E3 ubiquitin-protein ligase TRIM39-like
Exons: 4
Coding region: 97-1671 (524 amino acids)
Molecular function (GO): protein binding; zinc ion binding
Source: RefSeq, a predicted model, not a curated record